AUGGCCUCCACUGCUUCCCUCACCUCGCCCGCCACCACCCUUGCCUCCGCCUCCUCCUUUGCCGUUGCCUUUGCCCUGCUUGCGCGGCUGCGUGGCGUUGAGGGAGGAGGAGGAGGGUUGAGAGGUGGUGAGAUUGACGACAGGGGUGCGAAGUUUGACCUUUGUGUCGAUGAUCCACUGUUCGACGGAGCUGAGGUCGGCCAUGGGGUUGGCCUCGGUGAAUGCGUGUUGGCGGGAUUCAUAAUUCAGAGUGAGAUUGAAGAGGAGGCUGUGGAUCUGCAGAGGUUCGGAGAGGCCGGCCUGGCGGGCUUCGAGGCAGUCAGCUACUUCGCGCAUUCGUCCCAUAUAGUCAACAGCACGUUCACAAGUAGCGAGCGUGAUGGAGAAGAUUUUUUGGAAGAGAAUACCGACGGAGCUGAUAUCACGACGUUCAAACAUGGCGUGCAGUUCCGUCCAGAUCACGGAGGCGCGGAGUUCCCUGGCUUGGAAGCGACGCAUGAGGGUGUCAGGGAGGGCGCCGAGGAGGACGGUGCAGGCGCGGUUGUCAGCACCGGACCAUGCAAUGAGUUUGGGGGUAUAGGUUGCCAUGUCAGCGUUAUACUGAGCGACGACCGCAAGAUGAGCGUCUCGCCCAAUAACGGCUUGUGCGUAGGUCUUGGCUGCAGAGUCGUAGUCCGCCUUGCGGAUGAGGUAUUCACGACGUCGGUGGAGAAAGGUUUCAUCUACGGCGGCUUGGAGCUCGGGAGUGGAGGCGACUUGGAGUUCAGGCGCGGGCGGCUGCGGCGUCGGGGCCGCAGCGGCAGGGACUCAGGGAGGCGGCAGCGCGGGGCCGCGACUGGGGAGGCGCGGGCGGCGACGGCGUCGAGGCCGCGGCGGCGCAGGCGCGGGGGCGCAGAGGCGGAGGCGCGGGGAUGCGGCGGCGUGGGGCGGCGAGGGAGGGCGCGGGCAGCGGUGGUGUCGAGGUUGCAGCGGCGGAGGCGUGGGGACGCGGCGGCGUGGGGCCGCGGCGAGGGAGGGCGCAGGCAGCGGUGGCGUCGAGGCCUCAGCGGCGGAGGCGCGGGGACGCAGCGGCGGAGGCGCGGGGACUCAGCGGCGGAGACGCGGGGCCGCGGUGAAAGAGGGCGCGGGCGGCGACGGCGUGGAGGCCGCGGCUGCGGAGGCGCGGGGACGCGGCUGCGCGGGGCCGCGGCGAGUGAGGGCGCGGGCGGCGGCGGCGUGGAGGCCGCGGCGGCGAGGGCGCGCGGACACGGCGGCGCGGGGCCGCGGCGAGGGAGGGCGCGGGCGGCGGCGGCGUGGAGGCCGCGGCGGCGAGGGCGCGCGGACGCGGCGGCGCGGGGCCGCGGCGAGGGAGGGCGCGGGCGGCGGCUGGGUGAAGGCCGCGGCGGCGAGGGCGCGCGGGCGCGGCGGCGCGGGGCCGCGGCGAGGGAGGGCGCGGGCGGCGGCGGCGUGGAGGCCGCAGCGGCGAGGGCGCGCGGGCGCGGCGGCGCGGGGCCGCGGCGAGGGAGGGCGCGGGCGGCGUCGGCGUGGAGGCCGCGGCGGCGAGGGCGCGCGGGCGCGGCGGCGCGGGGCCGCGGCGAGGGAGGGCGCGGGCGACGUCGGCGUGGAGGCCGCGGCGGCGAGGGCGCGCGGGCGUCCACGCGGCGGCGCGGGGCCGCGGCGAGGGCGGGCGCGGGCGGCGUCGGCGUGGAGGCCGCGGCGGCGAGGGCGCGCGGGCGUCCGCGCGGCGGCGCGGGGCCGCGGCGAGGGAGGGCGCGGGCGGCGUCGGCGUGGAGGCGGCGGCGGCGAGGGCGCGUCCGCGCGGCGGCGCGGGGCCGCGGCGAGGGCGGGCGCGGGCGGCGUCGGCGUGGAGGCGGCGGCGGCGAGGGCGCGCGGGCGUCCGCGCGGCGGCGCGGGGCCGCGGCGAGGGCGGGCGCGGGCGGCGUCGGCGUGGAGGCGGCGGCGGCGAGGGCGCGCGGGCGUCCGCGCGGCGGCGCGGGGCCGCGGCGAGGGCGGGCGCGGGCGGCGUCGGCGUGGAGGCGGCGGCGGCGAGGGCGCGCGGGCGUCCGCACGGCGGCGCGGGGCCGCGGCGAGGGCGGGCGCGGGCGGCGUCGGCGUGGAGGCGGCGGCGGCGGCGAGGGCGCGCGGGCGUCCGCGCGGCGGCGCGGGGCCGCGGCGAGGGCGGGCGCUGGCGGCGGCGGCGUCGAGGCGGCGGCGGCGGCGAGGGCGCGCGGGCGUCCGCGCGGCGGCGCGGGGCCGCGGCGAGGGCGGGCGCGGGCGGCGGCGGGGUCGAGGCGGCGGCGGCGAGGGCGCGCGGGCGUCCGCGCGGCCGCGCGGGGCCGCGGCGAGGGCGGGCGCGGGCGGCGGCAGCGUCGAGGCCGCGGCGGCGAGGGCGCGCGGGCGUCCGCGCGGCCGCGCGGGGCCGCGGCGAGGGCGGGCGCGGGCGGCGGCGGCGUCGAGGCCGCGGCGGCGAGGGCGCGCAGGCGUCCGCGCGGCCGCGAGGGGCCGCGGCGGGGGCGGGCGCGGGCGGCGGCGGCGUCGAGGCCGCGGCGGCGAGGGCGCGCGGGCGUCCGCGCGGCCGCGCGGGGCGUCUGCGCGGCCGCGCGGGGCCGCGGCGAGGGCGGGCACGGGCGGCGGCGGCGUCGAGGCCGCGGCGGCGAGGGCGCGCGGGCGUCUGCGCAGCCGCGCGGGGCCGCGGCGAGGGCGGGCGCGGGCGGCGGCGGCGUCGAGGCCGCGGCGGCGAGGGCGCGCGGGCGUCCGCGCGGCGGCGCGGGGCCGCGGCGAGGGCGGGCGCGGGCGGCGGCGGCGUCGAGGCCGCGGCGGCGAGGGCGCGCGGGCGUCUGCGCGGCGGCGCGGGGCCGCGGCGAGGGCGGGCGCGGGCGGCGGCGGCGUCGAGGCCGCGGCGGCGAGGGCGCGCGGGCGUCCGCGCGGCGGCGCGGGGCCGCGGCGAGGGCGAGCGCAGGCGGCGGCGGCGUCGAGGCCGCGGCGGCGGCGAGGGCGCGCGGGCGUCCGCGCGGCCGCGCGGGGCCGCGGCGAGGGCGGGCGCGGGCGGCGGCGGCGUCGAGGCCGCGGCGGCGAGGGCGCGCGGGCGCCCGCGCGGCCGCGCGGGGCCGCGGCGAGGGCGGGCGCGGGCGGCGGCGGCGUCGAGGGCGCGCGGGGCGUCCGCGCGGCCGCGCGGGGCCGCGGCGAGGGCGGGCGCGGGCGGCGGCGGCGUCAAGGCCGCGGCGGCGAGGGCGCGCGGGCGUCCGCGCGGCCGCGAGGGGCCGCGGCGAGGGCGGGCGCGGGCGGCGGCGGCGUCGAGGCCGCGGCAACGAGGGCGCGCGGGCGUCCGCGCGGCGGCGCGGGGCCGCGGCGAGGGCGGGCGCGGGCGGCGGCGGCGUCGAGGCCGCGGCGGCGAGGGCGCGCGGGCGUCCGCGCGGCCGCGCGGGGCCGCGGCGAGGGCGGGCGCGGGCGGCGGCGCCGUCGAGGCCGCGGCGGCGAGGGCGCGCGGGCGUCCGCGCGGCCGCGCGGGGCCGCGGCGAGGGCGGGCGCGGGCGGCGGCGGCGUCGAGGCCGCGGCGGCGAGGGCGCGCGGGCGUCUGCGCGGCCGCGCGGGGCCGCGGCGAGGGCGGGCGCGGGCGGCGGCGGCGUCGAGGCCGCGGCGGCGAGGGCGCGCAGGCGUCCGCGCGGCCGCGAGGGGCCGCGGCGGGGGCGGGCGCGGGCGGCGGCGGCGUCGAGGCCGCGGCGGCGAGGGCGCGCGGGCGUCCGCGCGGCCGCGCGGGCGUCUGCGCGGCCGCGCGGGGCCGCGGCGAGGGCGGGCACGGGCGGCGGCGGCGUCGAGGCCGCGGCGGCGAGGGCGCGCGGGCGUCUGCGCAGCCGCGCGGGGGCCGCGGCGAGGGCGGGCGCGGGCGGCGGCGGCGUCGAGGCCGCGGCGGCGAGGGCGCGCGGGCGUCCGCGCGGCGGCGCGGGGCCGCGGCGAGGGCGGGCGCGGGCGGCGGCGGCGUCGAGGCCGCGGCGGCGAGGGCGCGCGGGCGUCUGCGCGGCGGCGCGGGGCCGCGGCGAGGGCGGGCGCGGGCGGCGGCGGCGUCGAGGCCGCGGCGGCGAGGGCGCGCGGGCGUCCGCGCGGCGGCGCGGGGCCGCGGCGAGGGCGAGCGCAGGCGGCGGCGGCGUCGAGGCCGCGGCGGCGGCGAGGGCGCGCGGGCGUCCGCGCGGCCGCGCGGGGCCGCGGCGAGGGCGGGCGCGGGCGGCGGCGGCGUCGAGGCCGCGGCGGCGAGGGCGCGCGGGCGCCCGCGCGGCCGCGCGGGGCCGCGGCGAGGGCGGGCGCGGGCGGCGGCGGCGUCGAGGCCGCGGCGGCGAGGGCGCGCGGGCGCCCGCGCGGCCGCGCGGGGCCGCGGCGAGGGCGGGCGCGGGCGGCGGCGGCGUCGAGGGCGCGCGGGCGUCCGCGCGGCCGCGCGGGGCCGCGGCGAGGGCGGGCGCGGGCGGCGGCGGCGUCGAGGCCGCGGCGGCGAGGGCGCGCGGGCGUCUGCGCGGCGGCGCGGGGCCGCGGCGAGGGCGGGCGCGGGCGGCGGCGGCGUCGAGGCCGCGGCGGCGAGGGCGCGCGGGCGUCCGCGCGGCGGCGCGGGGCCGCGGCGAGGGCGAGCGCAGGCGGCGGCGGCGUCGAGGCCGCGGCGGCGGCGAGGGCGCGCGGGCGUCCGCGCGGCCGCGCGGGGCCGCGGCGAGGGCGGGCGCGGGCGGCGGCGGCGUCGAGGCCGCGGCGGCGAGGGCGCGCGGGCGCCCGCGCGGCCGCGCGGGGCCGCGGCGAGGGCGGGCGCGGGCGGCGGCGGCGUCGAGGGCGCGCGGGCGUCCGCGCGGCCGCGCGGGGCCGCGGCGAGGGCGGGCGCGGGCGGCGGCGGCGUCAAGGCCGCGGCGGCGAGGGCGCGCGGGCGUCCGCGCGGCCGCGAGGGGCCGCGGCGAGGGCGGGCGCGGGCGGCGGCGGCGUCGAGGCCGCGGCAACGAGGGCGCGCGGGCGUCCGCGCGGCGGCGCGGGGCCGCGGCGAGGGCGGGCGCGGGCGGCGGCGGCGUCGAGGCCGCGGCGGCGAGGGCGCGCGGGCGUCCGCGCGGCCGCGCGGGGCCGCGGCGAGGGCGGGCGCGGGCGGCGGCGGCGUCGAGGCCGCGGCGGCGAGGGCGCGCGGGCGUCCGCGCGGCCGCGCGGGGCCGCGGCGAGGGCGGGCGCGGGCGGCGGCGGCGUCGAGGCCGCGGCGGCGAGGGCGCGCGGGCGCCCGCGGGGCCGCGCGGGGCCGCGGCGAGGGCAGGCGCGGGCGGCGGCGGCGUCGAGGGCGCGCGGGCGUCCGCGCGGCCGCGCGGGGCCGCGGCGAGGGCGGGCGCGGGCGGCGGCGGCGUCAAGGCCGCGGCGGCGAGGGCGCGCGGGCGUCUGCGCGGCCGCGCAGGGCCGCGGCGAGGGCGGGCGCGGGCGGCGGCGGCGUCGAGGCCGCGGCGUCGAGGGCGCGCGGGCGUCAGCGCGGCGGCGCGGGGCCGCGGCGAGGGCGGGCGCGGGCGGCGGCGGCGUCGAGCAUAG
Molecule: messenger RNA, 5508 nt
Organism: Closterium sp. NIES-65
Lineage: Eukaryota; Viridiplantae; Streptophyta; Zygnematophyceae; Desmidiales; Closteriaceae
Source: the annotation of a GenBank genome assembly